Molecule: messenger RNA, 2953 nt
Organism: Myiozetetes cayanensis
Lineage: Eukaryota; Metazoa; Chordata; Aves; Passeriformes; Tyrannidae
Gene: FAM81A
Product: family with sequence similarity 81 member A
Exons: 11
Coding region: 963-2189 (408 amino acids)
Source: RefSeq, a predicted model, not a curated record
UGAUCAGUGAUUCUAAGAGUUGGACUCCACGACCCUUGUGGGUUCCUUCCAGUGCCAACAUUCCGUGUGUGACACCCCAUGUAUGCUUUGAGCGAACAGUAUCGGCCGUGCCCCCGGCGCGUGUGCUGCGGGCUCUGCCCUCCGCCCGCGGACCCGCAGAGCUGACGCGUUGCUAAUACCAGGAAGCAAUGGAAAGUACGAAGCGUCUUGUCACCGAGUGGAUGCUGAAGCAAGACCUACGGGCACCUCACGGGCGCAAAACAGCCCAGGUGCCCGCAGGCAGCUGACAUCUGCUCCGAGUCGUUCUGACUAGGACACAACCAGUACAACUUCCAGGGACUGCGCUUUUCUAAGGGAUCAAACCAGUGAACCCACGCACAGCCGAGGACUGGAGUCCUGUUAAACGCUUGUCCUCAGGCUUGAAGCCCUGCUGUUGGCUCUAAUAGAUUUCUAACGCCACUUCUAAGCCAGAAUGGAAAUAAAAUGGAAACAACAUAACGCAACAAUCAUAACAACAGCCAGACCACAAGUCGUAUGUCGAUACUGCUUCCAAACCACCUUGAAAAGCUCUCCAAGUAGCAUCCAGUGCUUUGCUUCUGUGGCACACACAGCUCUUCUUAAAUCAGUGGGAUAAAACCCCUGUGCUUACAGUUAAAUUGUGUUGAAAUGCUUCACUGCAUCAAGAUCAUUAAAAUGUGUUAAGGCCCAGAGGUCUAAGGUGGUGUAACCUGGUGUAAUCUGGGGAUACAGCCAGGAGGGACAUCUGGAGAGUGGUGGUGUUGCUUAAAAACCAACAACUGGGAAAUGACGGUGUGAGGAACAGAUUGCAGAACUGGACCUUCAGUGUCUGAGCAGGAUUUUGAGUGCAGAAGUCAUCACAAUGAUACCAGCUCUUAUACCCUGCUUUUUACUCAUAGCUAUGUAAGAACUUAAACACUGAGACGUAAGUUAUUGACCAGAAAAUGGCCCACCGAAGCCCAAUCUUCCCAACUCUUGCCCCUUCUGAAAGCACCCAUGAGCUCCAUUGCAUUCCAUGGAAGCUAUGCAAGUGCACUGCACCCUUGAAAAAUAUAGACAAAUAUUCCAGACGGGUUCGGAACAUCCCGCUGCACAGCCAGGCACUGACAGCGGUCCCGCUGGCAUCUGCCAGCCUGGUGGAUCAGCUGGAAGACAGAAUCCUAAGCCAUGAGAAAACAACGGCGGCCCUUGUGGAACACGCGUUUCGCAUUAAGGAGGACAUUGUUUCCACUCUGCACAGAAUGCAGAACAAAGGAGGGGGAGACCGGUUGGCCCGGCAGCUCUUGGAGGAACACAUCCGAAACAUAACCGCCAUAGUGAGGCAGCUCAAUCGGGACAUUGAGAUGCUGCAGGAACAGAUACGUGUCAGAGACAAUCUCAGCUAUGGAACAAAUUCUACCCUGAAGAGUCUGGAAAUGCGUCAGCUUUCUGGCUUAGGGGAUCUUCGGGGAAGAGUUGCAAGGUGUGAUGCUGGGUUAGCCAGACUGUCUGCAGAGCAUAAAAUUACAUAUGAAAGACUUCAGAGCCUAAGUAAAGACCAACACACUUCCAAGCUGAUCUUAGAAUCUAAAGUCAAAGAGGCAGAAAUACAGAUUUCUCACCUGCUGAGCAGAGUAGAGCAAUCAAUAAUGCAGCAAGAAGCAAAGCUGAAAGUUGCCUACAAAGAAAGCAACCAACAACUACAACUCCUGGACACCAAAUUAAAAAAUGCCAUUGAGGAACUGAGCAGUCAGAUUUUGUCUGCACGCAGCUGGUUGGAACAGGAACAUGAAAAGAUUGAAAAAGAGUUUGUGCAAAAAGUUGAACAACUCUCACUGACUUUUAAGGAGAACACGGAAAUGAGUGAGAGAGCUUUUGAGAUGAAAUUCAACCAAAUGGCAGAGAAAAUUGAGAAAACAGGAGAAAUGCAGAAGAUAGGCAUGGAUGCAAAUGAAGCAAAACAGACUGAAGAAAGGAUAAAUGUUCGCAUUGGCAAACUCCAAAAUGAGAUAAAUGAAGAUAUAAAAGAAAUGAAAGCCGAAGUUAAUGCUGGAUUUGCAGCCAUCUAUGAGAGCAUUGGGUCUCUGCGGCAAGUACUAGAAGCAAAAAUGAAGCUGGACAGAGAUGAACUACAGAAGCAGAUCCACCAAAUGAAGCAGGAGGUUCCAAGAUGGGGAGAAGCUGGACCAUGACUGCAAGAUUGUGUCUGAGAGAUUCAUGUUUACCUGGCUCAGUAGGCAGACUCUAGUCUUGUUCCAGUCUGUGACCCAAAUUAACUGCAUGUACCAAUGACAUGCUGCUGUUGCACAGGUCUGUAUGGUGACUCAAAGCAGUAAAUGCAAGCUCUUCACGGAUAACCAACAUGCAGCCCUUGGGGCUGAGGUGUUGAUUUGCCACUGCACUACUCUAGUUGCUGUCAGGAAAUUAAGCACUGUGUAAAACUGGAGUAAUAUAUUGGUGAAGCUGGCACCUAAUUUGCUAAAGGCAUUGCAGUUUUGCAGGCUUGGGCAGGCAGCCAUAUACUUUUUAUAUAUAAGCACCUGUACUACCCCACGCCACUCCUCUUUUUAAAAAAAUAAAGGCCACUUGAUACAACUUGCUUAAUGUAAAUUUUGGCAAGGUUCUCCAUCUUGAUGCAAGUUAUUUAGUUGCAAUCAAUGGACAUUUUUACAGCGACUUGCUCUACUAUUGACUUCCUGGGAAGGUAGAAUUGGCAUUAAAAAAACCCGAUGUUCAAAACCCAGAUGCCAUCAGAAAAUAUUUGUUUAGUUUUGCAAAUAUCCUCUGUGUGUGAUAACUAAAUAGUGUUAUAUAAUGUAGUUGUAGACUAAGAUGAUUCAUCAACAACAUAAGACAUUUUAAUGACAUGGUCUUAAGUAUUGUAACCUUUUAAAAUUAAUAACCAAGUGGAGCUGAGACAAGGUAAAACGUGUAUAUAAAGUAUUUUUUAAGUGGG